Myripristis murdjan (pinecone soldierfish) is the source of this 3209-nucleotide messenger RNA. RefSeq names its product amyloid-beta A4 precursor protein-binding family A member 3. Lineage: Eukaryota; Metazoa; Chordata; Actinopteri; Holocentriformes; Holocentridae. Gene Ontology annotation, molecular function: amyloid-beta binding; protein binding. Gene Ontology annotation, biological process: chemical synaptic transmission. The transcript has 11 exons. Bases 285 to 2495 code for a protein of 736 amino acids. The record is from RefSeq and is a predicted model, not a curated record. Gene Ontology annotation, cellular component: cytoplasm; dendritic spine; plasma membrane.
CAUGAUAACAGAGUCAACGAAUAAACGCUGUCGGCAACAACGGCAGGAAAACUGCAUAAAUUGAGGUGAAUUUUAUCGACCUGGGAGUUAUGUGAGAUUCCCACAGAGUCACUUAGCAAAAAUGUGUUGUAAUGGUUGUUAGCAUGAAGAACAAAACUCAGCAAAGGUUUUGGAAAGAGUUCAAAACCACGUCAACUUGUCUUUCGUGGCUCUCAGAGGAGUUGUUUCUGCCUGAUCCAGAAGAAAGACGACUAGUGACCUAAUAUACCAGGCUCGUUUGCAAAAUGGAAUCAGACAACUGCCUUACCGAUCAUUCAGCCUCUGCACGCUCAGGCACCCAGUCUCCUGCCACUAGCCCUGCUGAUGGAGCAUCUUCGUUUAUUGAGGGCAGUAGGCGUACCACAGCAAAUCUUCCAAGCUCAGAGGUGGAAGACCUUGACUCCUUCAACUUGAUUGAGCCUCCUCCGUUAGACUGGAAGUCUGACUCCUCAAGUGAGGUGGACUCGGCAGGUGACCUGGAUGAUCCCACCUUCCCUCCCGUUGUGGGCCGUCUGGAAGAUGAGGCGGGGCCAUGCGAUUUGGUACUGCCACUGGAGGUGAGCAGUGCAGCUGCUCCACCUGUCCUGAACCGGCCUGAGUUGGUGGAAGAGAGCACAGAGCCAGUCCAUGAUGUUGAGGGACAGGUAGAAGAAGGGCUUGUCAGAGUAACGCUUGAGGAUCAGGGAGAGAGGCUUACUAUGGAGAAGGAGGAGGAGGUGAUAGUUUCUGAGCAGAUGGACACAAGGGUCACUGAAGAGGAAGCUGCAGUUCUAAAGAGGAGGCCAGGCGAUGAGGACCACACCCAAAUCCAUGCCCUCCUCAACCAGCUCCAGCUGAUGGGAGAGGAGCCUUGCCUCAACCGCCUCACACCCCCUCAUCUGCCUGAGCUGGAACCCUCUGGGCCCUCUCUGAUCACAGACUCUGGCACUUUGCAGCCGGCCUCACCGACUGAAACCACUGGGCUGCUGUUCUCCGAAAGCCACCAGAGAGACCUGCUGGGGCUGCUGGAGUGCACAGAGAUUGGUGCUCCUCCUCACCAGGCUGCCUACCUGCCACACAGGGGGGAGGUGGAUGCUGUGGUGUCAGUUUCCUACAACCAGGAGGAUGCCCACAGGUUCUGGGGUCACUAUGGGAAUGGCCAGCAGCUUCUGGCUGGGGACGACUCCUUCGCCUCCCUGCCUGAGGAUGAAUAUCCUGAGCCAGUGUGGAUGAAGCUCGGGGAGCAGCCUCCAGAGGGGGAGGAGGAAGCAGCUGCUGAGAGCGAGCAGAGUGGUAAUGACCAACCCUCCUACAAAGAUGUGCCUGGGCCUUGUGACCCUGAAGACCUGUUAGAUGGAGUGAUAUUUGGUGCCAAGUACCUUGGCUCUACCCAAAUCAAAUCAGAGAGAAACCCUUCUACAAACGCCCGCAUGGCUCAGGCUCAGGAGGCUGUGGAUCGUAUAAAGGCUCCAGAGGGCGAAUCUCAGCCAAUGACAGAAGUAGAUCUCUUCAUCUCUACCCAGCGGAUCAAAGUGCUCAGUGCUGACACACAGGAGGCAAUGAUGGACCACUCUCUUCAGAUGAUCUCCUACAUCGCUGACAUUGGCAGCAUUGUAGUGCUGAUGGCGCGAAGGAAGCUGGCAAAUCGCAAAGGACAGGAAAGUGACAACUCUUCCUCCUCAUCCUCCUCUCCCUCGUCUGCGCCACAGAAGAAAUGCUGUAUGAUCUGCCAUGUCUUCUCCUCUGAGGAUGCCCAGAUCAUAGCCCAGGCUAUCGGCCAGGCGUUUGGUGUGGCCUACCAGCAGUUCCUCCAGACCAAUGGCAUCAAGCCCAGCCAGCUGAGGCCUGGCGAGUACAGCGAUUUCCUGGGAACCCAGGAGCUCUACAACGGUGACCUGGUUCACUUCUCUGACUCCCAGAACAUCCGAGACAUUGUCAUCAACAAGGGUCCAGCAGAGAUCUUGGGGCUGGCGGUGGUGGAGUCAGGCUGGGGCUCCAUCCUGCCCACCGUUGUGGUGGCCAACCUCCUCCAUGGCGGCCCCGCCGAGCGCUGCGGCGAGCUCAGCAUCGGCGACCGCAUCAUGUCAGUCAACGGCACCAGUCUGGUGGGCCUGCCCAUCGCCACCUGCCAGAAUAUCAUCCGGGACUUGAAAAGUCAAACAUGCGUGAAGCUCAGCAUCGUCCACUGCCCCCCUGUCACCAUGGCGAUCAUCAGGAGACCAGAUCCCAAGUUUCAGCUGGGCUUUAGCGUGGAGGACGGCAUCAUCUGCAGCCUGAUGAGAGGAGGUAUAGCGGAGAGGGGGGGCAUCCGUGUCGGACACCGCAUCAUUGAAAUCAACGGGCAGAGUGUGGUCGCCACACCGCACGAGAAGAUCAUCCAGAUCCUGACAAAUGCCAUUGGCGAGAUUCACUUGAAGACCAUGCCAGCCUCAACAUAUCGCCUCCUAACAGGACAAGAGCAGCCAGUGUUUCUCUGAGAGCUAAUGAAAGAGCACUUUCUGGUUUGAUCCAGAUGUGUAAAGGAAAAAAUAGACUGUACAGUAUUGAAGCUACUUUUGCCAACCUCAAAAAAGAUUAUGCAAUUUAUUGUAUCAUAUCCUACAUAGGCUGCUGUCAUGCCACUGAACACGACAAGCUUGUCUAGCAAUCUAUUUUUGAAGAUGUACAUUACUGUAUGUUGGAAUAUUGUGAUAACAUAUUUUAAAACGACAGGGCUAUAGAUAAAUCUCAAUUUAUAUUUAUCAGAUAUUUAACAAAGCAGGCAAUAGCUGAGAUGCAAAAAAGUGAAAGCUCUAUGUAUUUGACUCCACUAAUUCUUGCAUUUGUGGUGAGCAGCAUCCUUUGUCUCCCAGGCGGUCUGGUAUGCUUUGUGCCAAAGUGCCUGAGCCAAGAGUAGUGAGGAACGAAACCUUAAAUCAGAAGAAACGUUCUGUGGCUUUCAUCACUAUGUGCUUCCAGUCUUUCAGAUACAGUGCAUGUCAAUAAGUGUCAUAAUAAGUAGCACUGAGGAGCGGUCUCUACUGCACUGCUCGGAUUCUCCAUUGUGCAUGUUUUGCCUCCUGUUUCUGUGCCUGACAGAAAGCAGUGAUUAUGCAGAACUAAAGGUAACUGCCUUAUUUGAUAGAGAGAGAGAGAGGUAUAUUUUUAAGAAUUUGCUGUUUUGGAUGUUCAUUAAAAUGAUCCGAAAGAUG